ACACCCAUUCUAACGUACCGAAACAAGUGUGUAGAUAUUCCAUGUCACACAAUGGUAUUACUCUGUCGAAAUGCAUGUGAUUUGGGAUACUAAGAAGGACUUUAUUUAGAAGUGAUAACACAUUGUAAUUAUGCAUGCCGGUGAACCUACCCCUCCCGAUGUACGACAGAGGCCUUUCUCUGCCUCUAUAUACCCUGAUUAUCCAUGGCAGGACCUGUCCCAACUCAUACAGAGACAGAGAACAACGUAUGGCCAUAUGAAUGACUGGAUGAGAAUGGCGAUGGACCAGAGCUCGGGGGGCGGAACCGGAAUCCCUACCACUGUCACCGACAACAAUUGGCAGCAAUAUAAAACGCCUGCACAGAAAAAAGAAGAAUCUGAAGUUAACUACAGAAAAACAUACGCAGAUCUGACGUCAAAGAUUGCCUACAGAUACCCCAACCCCGGGGCUCCCAGACUCCGACAGGGCCGUAUUGGUGGUACCUGGCGACACAUUAAGGAGGUGCUCGGACACGGCGGAGGCAGGGUGUGUUAUGUCGACGGCCUUAUACGAGUAUAUGACGAUGUUAGUUUUAACACAAGGCUACACUCAGCGUCAUCACAGAGGCAUCAUCUACGUAAUGCCCAGCAUUCCUGGGAUGCUCCAAACAAUGUACAGCUGCCACCUUUAAGCAAAAGCAUGGGCCAGGUGUCAUUCGAAGAUCCAGACAUAGAUAGGAAAAUUCGACUGAGCUCUGCUCAAAAGUACAAAGGAUUUUACAGACAGAACUGAGAGUUAUUUCCCUUUAGCUUCAUAAUAAUUCACUCUUUUUUACUGAAGGUGCAAAAUUGUGAUCAUCUUCCAUGUUAAAGGGAUGAACACAUACUACAGCCUUGUAGGUUGACAAACAGUAUUAUUUACACAUCUACGUAUUUAUGUUGUCAAUAAUUUAAAUAUCUCCUGGUG
Molecule: messenger RNA, 946 nt
Organism: Pecten maximus
Lineage: Eukaryota; Metazoa; Mollusca; Bivalvia; Pectinida; Pectinidae
Exons: 6
Coding region: 131-772 (213 amino acids)
Source: RefSeq, a predicted model, not a curated record